Messenger RNA from Spodoptera littoralis (African cotton leafworm), 2553 nucleotides. NCBI's taxonomy places the organism in Eukaryota, Metazoa, Arthropoda, Insecta, Lepidoptera, Noctuidae. The record is from the annotation of a GenBank genome assembly.
AUGGUUGAUGACGUGAAAGAUAUUACCGAAACCGCUGAAAGUAAAGCGUCGCAGGAAGCGUUAGAUCGAGCACGACUAGCCCGCGAGAGACGCGAGGCAGAACAGAGGAAACGUUUGGACGAGUUACGCGCACACGCAGCCGCUGCGCAAGCGCAGAGAGAAAAGAGAGACGAAGAAAGGCGUCGGAGACAGGCAGAGCAACGCGCGAAAGAUGAUGAGAGGCGAGUACAGGUUGAAGAACGCAAGCGCGCGAUAUGGGAGGCAUCAAUAUCGCGCCGCGAGGCGUUGCUGCAACGCGAACGCGAUCGGACGGAGCGGCUGGAGCGGCAGCGAGCCGCUCGCUCCGCUCCCCGGCCGGCCUUCGCAUUCGGCUCGUCCACACCUCGAUUGCUGGAGCCAGUAGACUCAGCUGGAUUCUUCUGGGCCGCGCGCAGGGCGGCAUCAACAACAAAUGUGAUGUUCGCGUCUGCGCCGCUCACGAGACGCGCUUCCGCGUUGCAAUUAGAUACUUCAGACACUGACAAUAAAGAUGAGCCCGAGCGCAGUCCAGCGCCAGUAAUGUGGUCGUCUGUGGCGCGGCGGCGCACGGACCUGGUGCCGACGGUGCCCGCGCCGCGAGCGCCAGGUAGGGCCUACUCGAUGACGCGGCUCGACCGACUCCCCUCCAGCCGACCGCUGCACUCCGCCUCGCCAUCCAUGCAUCACCUCAACAGGGCUCAGCCGCGGUCUGGCGACACGACACCCGGGUCGAGGCCGGGGAGUGCACUCUCCAACGCGACCGCAGUACUUCGCCGUCCUCACUCCGCGCCACGGAAACCACGCCCCGCAUCCAUUGCAGGCACUGGAGUUAAUACGCCUAAAGGUGGAGUGGGCGAGUGCCCCGGCGGCAGCGCGGCGACGACGCCGAGCGUGUCGCGCGACGGCAGCGUGGUGGCGGGCGGGGACGCGCCGCGCCGCGCCACGCCCGCGCGCCGCCCGCGCCCCGCCUCGCUGCACGCCGCCAACGUGCAUAGGACGCCUCCGCCGGUGACGCCGGGUGAGGGCAAGCCACCAGUACACAGAAAGCCAAAGCCAUCCAAAGAACAUGAUAAGGGCGGGCGCGGCAAGUCCCUGUCGGCGUCCCCGGGCCGCACGCUGUCCCCUUCACCCGCGCACUCCAAGGACGCCAGCGUCGACAAGGAGAUUAAUAAGCCGACGACGGAGGCGCGGCAGGUGGACGCGGCGGAGGUCAGCACCAAGCUGGAGGCGCUGCGGGGACACGACGGGGACGUACUGCCGCACGAGAAGGUAAACGAAAUCAAAGAAACAGUAGAAGUUAAGGAAGAAACGAAAAUCGAGCAAGUAACGGAGGUAACGAAACACGAAGAGAGAGCGAGCGAGAGGUCCGAGCAGAGAGACAAGGAGGAGAAGAAGGAACCCUCCGUCGACAAGACUGAAGAUAAUGAAAUGACCGCGUCGAUGACGGCGCGGCGUAUAACGACGGAGGAGGAGGCGAAGGCCGCACUCGCUGAGCGACGACGACGCGCCAGGGAGGAACUCGAGAGACAGGCCGAGCUCGAGAGGCAGAGACUGCAACGCGAAGCCGAAGAAGAAGCAGAGCGGCAACGUCAGGAGGAGGAACGGCAACGUCGCGAGGAGGAGGAGGCGAGGGAACUGGCACAACUACAGAGGCAGAUGAAUGAAGAGAAACUUAGGAAGGCUAUCGAGGCACAACAACAGCUCGAACGCGAAGAAGCUGAACGCAAAGCUCGCGAGGAAGCUGAGAGACAAGCGAGGCUUAAAGAGGACGAGGAGAAACGGAAGGCCGCCGAGGAGGCCGAGAAACUGCGCAGGGAGGAGGCAGAGAGGGAGGAGAAGGAACGACUCGCCAGGAAACAACGGGUCGAGGCCAUCAUGGCCAGGACUCGGCUCAGGAAGCAAGCAGAAGAAGAUAAGAACAAGCAAUCAGCCCCUGCAGAGCCCAGUGCCCCCGCGGCCCCUGCAGCCCCCGCGGCCCCUGUGGCCCCCGCGGCCCCCGUGGCCCCCGCGGCCCCUGUAGAAGUAGAGGCGGCGGCCCCUGAAGCUGUGUCGGCCCCUGCACCUGAUAAUGGAAACGUCAGUGCCACCGCCGACCUACUCGGACUAGACUUCGCACAGCCCCAAGAGAACAAGUCCGUGGAAGUAGGCAGCGGGGAGCCAGCGCCCGCCCCCGCCGCGACCAACAACGGGAACGUCACUGCCGACCUACUGGGACUGUCCGACCAACGACCUACUGAGGACAAAACCGCAGAGCAGACGACGGCAAUCAAACUCCCAACAAACGAUAACGCACCAAUCAAUAACACGCCACUAGAGGCCAACAACGGCAACGUUCAGGCCAACAUGGGCCUCGUGUCGGGCACGGGCCUGGUGUCGGGCACGGGCCUGGUGUCGGCGUCGUUCCUGCAGUCGGAGCGUCAGGCGGCGGAGGGCGCCAAGUUGGCGGACGUGGGCGCGCUGCGGGACGACGACUUCACCACGCACAACGGACAUGGUACGCACGCCCACCCGCUGACGCUGCAGAAUGCGAUCUAA